AUGUCCGAUACUGACCAUAAACUGAAAGAUAGUGAUAUUGUUUAUGAUAAAGACGAUUACGUGUCUAAACCUUGGAAGGUUAAAGAUGGAACUGUUCCGAUAAAUAUUCUAAAGUUUGAUCAUUCAUUCGGAUAUAAUUGCCGAAAAUAUUUCAAUUUAUGUGUAGCAGAUCCCGAGACAGUAGUUUUUUCCUCUGGAAAUUUAAUUCAUUUCUUCAAUGUCAAGACGAAAAAACUAUCAUUUAGAAGAGGAUCUGGAGAAGGAAUUGGUUACAUUGCUAAAAAUCCAAAACUUGCUCAUAUAGCUGUAGGAGAACGUGGUUCCAAUCCUCCGAUUAUAAUUUACGAAUGGCUGACUUUAAAAAUCAUAACCAUCUUGAAAUCUGGUGCUGUCAAUGCAUUUUCUUACUUAACUUACAGUCCAAAUGGCGAGCUACUUAUUUCUCAAAGUGGAAAACCUGAUUUUCGGCUCACUAUUUGGGAAUGGAAAAAAGAAAUUAUUUUACUUCAAACCCAAUCCUAUACCCAAGAUGUUUUUAAUGUAAGAUUUUCUGAAUAUCUUACUAACCAUUUUGUCACUUGUGGUGUCAAACAUGUUAAGUUUUGGAGUAUGGAGCACACUUUUACUGGACUGAAGUUGGAAGAAAAAUUGGGAAGAUUUGGAAAUGUUCCAUUUUCAAACAUCAUCGGCGUUUAUUCAAUGCCUGAUGGAACAAUUCUUUCUGGGAGUGAUUGGGGAAACAUAUUGGUGUGGAAUGAAGGUUGUAUUGAGAUUGAAGUGAGAAGAAAAAGUAAAAAAUCCUGUCAUCGGGGAAUGAUAACUCAGUUUAAAUACUCGAAUGGAGAACUGAUGUCUGUUGGAGUUGAUGGAUGGAUCAGAGUGUGGUAUUAUGAUACUAUUGGUCAGGCAAACUCUUCACCAGAUGAUAGGUAUCUUGAAAUGGAGCCAAUUUACGAGUUUAGAAUAGGAGCAGAGUCAGAUGACGAUGAUCAAAAUCAAAAAAAGUAUCCCAUGUUAAUGGCGAUUGAAAAAAAGGAUCCAGAUGAUCUUGAAGAGACUUUUUGGUAUGCUCAGGAUGGAAAUGGUGGAUUAUGGUUGAUUGAUUUAUCAACAAACCAGCUGCAAAAGCCUUCAGAAAAAAUUUUUACUUGCCAUGCAGGAGCAAUAACUAAUACUUCUGUUUGUCCAUGGGGAAAUUAUAUUGUCUCUUGCGGAGAAGGAGGUCAUCUGAAUAUUUACAAUUAUUCAUCGAAGAAUUUAAUUGUUUCUCAUUAUUUUAAAGAAAUUUGUUGUCAAGUCAUUUGGCUUUCUUGUUCAAUAGAAUCAACAGGAUCAACAUUAAUUUGUGGAUUCCAAAGUGGAAUAGUCCGAGUAUUAGUGAUUGACAUCAACCAAGCUGAAAGCUCUAGUAACAAAAAAAAUAAAGAAGUUGAGUUUGAUGAAGAAAGUUCACAAAGAAAUAAUUUUGUCAGAUUGAUUUCAGCAGUAAAACCACAUAAAAGAGCUAUUACAGUGAUGAUUUUCAAUCAAGUCAACAGAUUAUUAGUCACUGGUAGUGAAGAUGCAACAGUGUUUUGCUUCUCUGUUGAUUCUAGUGCUAUUUAUCCUACUUUAACUCCUAUUGGGUUCAUAAGUCUUCCUGCAAGUAUUACUUGCAUUGCUUGGAAUCCUAGAAAUGAUGAGGAAAUAUUAAUUGGUUGCUCCAAAGGAUAUUUUGCGACAACAAAGCUUCCAGAUAAGCCUCAAGUUUAUACAACUGUCAGUUAUGAAUUGUCUCAAUGUUGUCCGAAUAUAUUUCAAUGUAAUUUAUCAGAAGAAGUAGCAGAAAAGGAUAAAAAGUCUUUUGAUCACACUAAUAAUAUUUUAACAAUAAAUUACUUUACUGAGAACAAAGUUUGGUUAACAAUGAGUGAUAACCAAGAUUCUAUCUAUGAAUACUCAUUAGAAAAUAAUUCUAAUAAUGAAAAAGAAGCUAUUUUAAAAUUAAAUCCUACCAAAAUUAAGGGUGUUGGAACAAAAGAUGAAGAAAUAACAAGUUGUUUAUUUUAUAACAUAACAAAAGAUGAUGAGAACAUAAAGUAUUUGAUAAUAGGAACAGAAAAAGGUAAAAUCCAAGUAUGUAAAAUAAAAGAUUGGGAUUCUAGUGAUUUAUCUGACUAUUGGAUUCUUCAAAUGCACGAUAACUUAAAUGGAAGUAUUACAAAAAUAUGUUUAAGUUAUGAUAAACAAUUUUUAUUUACUUCUGGGAAUGAUGGUAACAUUUUUUCGUAUUUAAUAAAUGAAGGAAAUUCUAGUGAAGUAAUUAAGAAUGAAAAUCCUGCGAGGUUGACUGUAUUACCUGAAAAUAUUGAAGAUAUUGAAGAUGAUGAUCAUCCAAGUUUAGAAGAAGUAAUAAGAAAAGCAGAACAGAAUAGAAUGGAAGCAGAAAUGAAAAGAAAGAAAGAAAAAACUCUAGAUACUCUUCGAAAUCUAAAUGAAGAAUAUCGUGAAAUUAUGAAUCGUAAUAGAAAAUUGCCUAAAUCUCAACAAAUACCGUUAGAAGAGUUUGAACUAGAUUCUAGAAUUACUGAGGAUUCAAACAAGCAGUUGAAGCAAGAAAUUGAUUCAGUUCACAAUCAAAUGGCAUUUCAAGUGGAAAAAAGUACAUUGACUCUCAAGAAACUUAUUGAUUAUUUCAUCAAACCUAUCACUUGUGUACCAUUUGCAGUUUGUAAAGUACUAAAACCGAGCUCAAUGGUCCAUUCUAUCAAAGUAAAGGCUUUAGAUGAUGAAUUCUAUGAUAUUUAUAACCAAGUUCACAAACAAAUUGAAGAAACGAAAUUAACUUCACUAGAUACUAGUGUGAAGUUAAAAAAAGAUGAAGCAAAAAUAGUUGAUAAAGAAGAAGAAACAGAAGAUGAAGACAAAGAAGACUAUAAAAUCCAAGAAGUAGAAAGCUUUCUGCGAGGUUUGAAUUCUGAUACAAUCAAACAUAAAUUAGGAGUCCAAAUUUAUCAAAUCCUGAGGAAAUAUCGUGAAAGAAAAGCUCAAAUGGAACAAAAAGCUAAAGAAUGGAAAGUGAUGUACGCCAGUAAACCUGAUCUUAAAGCUGAUCAUGAGGAGGACAUUGAAGCUAUUGAAGAAGCUAAAAGAACUAUUGGAGAUUAUAAAUUGAAAAUUGCUGAUAAUGUUAGCGGAGAUAUGGAAGCUAAACAAACAACUUUAUUAAAACAUCAACAGCUUCUAGAGUGCAAGAAAGAAAAUUACUUGUUAAAAGAACGUUUCAAUGAAAAACUUAAGCAAUUAAGAGAUAAUAAAUUAAAACUACAGAAAGAAGUGAUUAACUUAGUGGAAGAGUUAAACUCCAUUCAUGCAGAAAUUCCAGAUAAAUAUCAAAAACCUCUUCCCAAAGUUUUUGAUAUCAACUGGGAUGUUGAAUUCCCUGAAAAGAAUCUAGAGUUGGAGAAAUACAUUCCAAUGUCAGAAAAAAUCAAAGAAGCACGUCAACAAAAGCAAUUAUUAAUCCUAGAAGAGCCUGUGUUACAAAACUUGGCUUCAAUUGAUGAAGAAUAUGAAGUUUUGCUAUCAGACGAGACUGCUAUUGAUCUCCAUUGCAAGUUGCCUCGAUUCUUAUCCAACUAUCCAAUUCAUCAGACCAUCAUUGAUGUUCCUCAGAAUUUAAUUGAUUCCCUGAAUGCUAGUGAUAGGGUCCAAACUUCUUGGGAAGUUGAAAUGAAACUCGCUAGGAUGAUUAAGAAGAUUUAUCGGCAGGAGUGUAUUUUAAAUUAUAUUACUGACAAUUAUAAAUCUAUUGAUGAACAGCUAGAUGAAUUAGAAGAAGAAAGACUACAAAUUCAGGCAGAGGAAAUUUAUUCAGACCUAUUUCAGUGCACAUUGCAGCAAGAGUUGAUAAUUUUACGUAAUUUUGAGAUGAAGGAAAAUAUAUUGACUUUAAAAGUUAAAGAAGAUUUGGAGAAUCGCUCUGAAAUACAACGAAGGAUCAAUGAUCUAGCAGUAAAUCUGGAGCACAAAGUAAAGGAAAUAACACGACUAAAUGACAAAAUAAAGGAUCUAACAGUUCAGUUCAACAAUAUGGUGAAUGAUAAUAAAUUCACAGAAUUUCUCAAAAGAGUUUAUAAGAAGAAAUAUCGAGAAAUAAGAAUAAGUGAUGAAUUGAGUGAUUCAACAUCAUCAGAGUCAAUUGAUGAUAAAGAUGAUGAUGAAGAUGAUGAGGACGACUUGGAAGAUAAUUUCAGUGAUGAAGAUCAGAAUAUUAAAUUAGCAUACCUGGAUGACAACUAUUGUCCAGCUGGUUGUGAUGAAGAAUUAUUUAAAGCCACCAUUUCUAUGCGAAAGAAACGUCAUGAUUACGAAGCUAAAGUGAGAGACGAUCAGAAAAUUGUUGAAGGUUUGAAAAAAGAUAUUGAGCAAGAGCACAAGAGAUUGAAGAUGGUUGAAAGUACUUUGAAUGUCAGUCAAAGAGAAUUACAAGACUACAUGCGUGAGAAGCAAAAACAAUUAAAUAAUAUCGAUGUGACUGUCGUAUUGAAGCUACAUCAGUUACAACAUUUUAUCAAUGAAGAAACUUUGGCAAAAAUACAAGACUGUGUGGUAUUUGAUCAAAACCAAUUGUCUAAACUGUAUACAAGAGUUGGAGAGCUUCAACAAGAGACUCUAGAUCAGAAGACAAAGCAUGAAAAGAAUAAAAAUCAUCUUCACAGGCUAGAGUUGGACUGCAAAUACAUGGAAAGUGAAAUAAAAAGGCUGAAAACUGAAAUUAAAGACGAAAUGUCAAGGAAGUUUGGAAGAGAAAUUUCUUUGAUAAAAUUAUACGAAGCCGUUUUGAGAAGGAUGAUUUUUGAUAUCAGAGCUGACAUUACUGAUGAAACGAAAGUUUAUGAUAAACGAAUUAAUGAAGUGAAAGCUAAAUAUCAUCAACAAAUUCUAGUCCUUGAGAAUCUAAUUAAAGAAAAUACUGAGAAAUUGAAUAUCCUAACGACACUAGAAGAAGAACAACACAAACUUCGUAAAAUUCUUCGAAAAACUCCAGAGACAGUUGAUAAUAUUAUGAGGAUUAAAAACGACUAUGAAGAAGAUUUAAGAAAACUUGAAGAAAUACUUCAGCAUCAGAAGAACCAGAAAGAAUUAUUUAAAUAUGAAAUAAGAAACUUGAGAUUAAAAACACGUUCAUUACCACCAAUUUAUCCUCAAGGUAAAGUUUUUGACUUGCAUGAAGACAAAAUGACAGAUUUUGGUGAAUUACAUGAAAGAGAUUUCUAUGCAUCUCCAGAGAAUGAUGAAGAAAUAGGGAAGAAAGAUGAAUUAUUACCGAAAAUUAUUAAUAAAAGUAAUGACCAAAAUAUUUUGAAUUAUAAAAUGGACUUUGGGAUAUCAAAAGAUGAAGCUGAAGAAAUAAAUUGGAAUAUUGAGUUAAAAGUAGAAGAGUUAUUGGAUUUGUUAGGAAUCAAAGCUGAUCCAACUUUGAAAAUAAAUAUUAUUAAAUAUCUAAAGCAUGAAAAUGGAGUAAAAAUGGCUGUUGAUUCUAUUUCUACAAAAUUAUCAAGUUCUAGUAUUGAAAUCACAACAGCAUUAAAAGAUUAUGCGUUCCACGUGUUGAGAGAAUUAAAAAAAAAUAUAUCUUCAUCUUAAUCGAAAUGUGACCAACUUAAAUUUAUACAUAUUUAUAAUUUUUUUAUUCGCUAUGCAUCCCUAAGUUGAAUAAAAAUGUCAAGAAAUUGAUGAUUAAGUCCAA
Molecule: messenger RNA, 5731 nt
Organism: Chelonus insularis
Lineage: Eukaryota; Metazoa; Arthropoda; Insecta; Hymenoptera; Braconidae
Product: cilia- and flagella-associated protein 44
Exons: 16
Coding region: 1-5628 (1875 amino acids)
Molecular function (GO): protein binding
Source: RefSeq, a predicted model, not a curated record